AUGGCGCUUCGUCAGUUCAAAGCGCCAGUAGCGUAUGAAGCGCAGCAGGCUGCACUGGAAUCCUUCCUUCAAGAGUUCAAGGCUUCGCCUGAGCAGACGAUUUCGCAUGCGCUCGGAAACAUCACGAUAGACGAGGAUGACUUUAGUGAUGAUGAUCUGAUGGAGGAUGACGAGACCCGCGAGACCCGUCGCCAAGCCAAGAGCCCGCCGGGGCCAAAGUACAAGGUCAUGCUGCAGCAGCUGGCUGACCGCAAGAUCGACGAGGUUAUGAUUGAUUUGGACGACUUGGCCAGUUUUGAAGCAUCAUUUGGUGAUGAGUUACAGCUGGUCCAGUCCAUCGAGACGAACACAAAGCACUACGUCGAAAUAAUGUCCAGGGCAGUUGACAAACUUCUGCCCAAGCCCAGCGUUGAUACGAACUUCAAGGAUGAUGUACUGGACGUUUUAAUGGAACGGAGAACUAGAAGGAACGAGGCUUUGCAAAGAACCGCCACUGAGCCGGUUGACGGCCAGCUUCCCGACCCGACGGCAGCCGAGGACAAGUUCCCCGCGGAGCUCACUCGCAGAUAUACCCUUGCCUUCAAGCCGCGAUCCGAGACUUCCACUCAUCCUGUCAAGGCCCUUGCCGUGCGAGAGGUUAAGGGUGAGAACCUCGGCCACCUGAUCACCAUCCGCGCUAUUGCCACGCGCGUCUCAGACGUCAAGCCCAUCGUCCAAGUCAGCGCCUACACCUGCGACCGAUGCGGUUGCGAAAUCUUUCAGCCAGUCAACGACAAGUCAUACGGCCCCUUGGACAUGUGCCCUUCUGAGGACUGCAAGAAGAACCAGGCCAAGGGCCAACUUCACCCUUCCUCCAGAGCCUCCAAGUUUCUGCCCUUCCAGGAAGUUAAGGUCCAGGAACUUGCGGAGCAAGUCCCCAUUGGUCAAAUCCCCCGCACACUCACCAUCUUGUGCUACGGUACCUCUGUCCGUAAAGUCAACCCCGGCGACGUCGUCGACGUUUCCGGAAUUUUUCUCCCCACACCCUACACUGGCUUCAAGGCAAUGAAGGCCGGCCUUCUUACCGACACGUACCUGGAGGCACAUUACAUCGUUCAGCACAAGAAGGCUUACUCAGAGAUGAUCAUCGACCCUGCCCUGGUGCGCCGUAUCGACCAAUACAGACAGUCUGGUCAGGUGUACGAGCUCCUCGCGAAGUCCAUCGCCCCUGAAAUCUUCGGUCACCUUGAUGUGAAGAAGGCCUUACUCCUUCUGCUCAUCGGUGGUGUGACAAAGGAGGUCAAGGACGGCAUGAAGAUUCGUGGUGACAUCAACAUCUGCCUGAUGGGUGACCCCGGUGUAGCCAAGUCGCAGCUCCUCAAGUACAUCUCCAAGGUCGCUCCCCGCGGUGUAUACACUUCUGGUCGUGGUUCCAGUGGUGUCGGUCUCACCGCCGCUGUCAUGCGCGACCCUGUCACCGAUGAGAUGGUCCUCGAGGGCGGUGCUCUCGUUCUCGCUGACAACGGCAUCUGCUGUAUCGAUGAGUUCGAUAAAAUGGACGACAAUGACCGUACUGCCAUUCAUGAGGUCAUGGAGCAACAGACCAUCUCUAUCUCCAAAGCCGGCAUCUCCACGACCCUCAACGCACGCACCUCCAUCCUUGCCGCUGCUAACCCCAUCUACGGCCGCUACAACCCUCGUAUCUCCCCCGUCGAGAACAUCAACCUCCCCGCCGCCCUCCUCUCCCGUUUCGAUAUCCUGUUCCUCCUUCUCGACACUCCGUCCCGCGAAUCCGACGCCCAGCUUGCGAAGCACGUCGCCUAUGUUCACAUGCACCAACGCCACCCCGAUAUCGGCACCGACUCGGUCGUCUUCUCCCCUCACGAGGUCCGCUCCUACGUCGCCCAGGCCCGCACCUACCGCCCUGUCGUACCCGCUGCUGUCUCUGAAUACAUCUCCAAGACAUACGUUCGUAUGCGUGGUCAACAGAAACGCGCUGAGAAGAAGGGCGAGCAGUUCACCCAUACUACGCCGCGUACUCUUCUCGGCGUUGUCCGUCUCGCUCAGGCCCUAGCCCGCCUGCGCUUCAGCAACGAGGUCACCCACGACGACGUCGACGAGGCCCUCCGCCUCGUCGAAGCCUCCAAGGAGAGCCUCGCCGCUGAGCAGAGUGCCAGCGGUCGCCAGCGCCUCAACGCCAGCAGUAGGAUCUACAACCUCGUCAAGAGUCUCGCUGACAGUGGCGCCUGCCGUGCCGACGAUGCCGACGACGAUGAUGAGGAGCUCGGCGUCGAGCUCAGUCUGCGUAAGGUCAAGGAGCGUGUCAUUGCCAAGGGCUUCACUGAAGACCAGUGGCUUUCUGCGCUGGAAGAGUACAACGAGCUUGAUGUUUGGCAAACAGCUGGAAACGGCACAAGGCUUGUCUUCAUCACUUCCAAUGGCGCAGAGAGGGAGGAGUAG
Molecule: messenger RNA, 2439 nt
Organism: Colletotrichum graminicola M1.001
Lineage: Eukaryota; Fungi; Ascomycota; Sordariomycetes; Glomerellales; Glomerellaceae
Product: DNA replication licensing factor MCM7
Exons: 5
Coding region: 1-2439 (812 amino acids)
Biological process (GO): double-strand break repair via break-induced replication; DNA replication initiation; DNA strand elongation involved in DNA replication
Cellular component (GO): MCM complex; nucleus
Molecular function (GO): ATP binding; single-stranded DNA binding; single-stranded DNA helicase activity
Source: RefSeq, a predicted model, not a curated record